This is a messenger RNA of Ilex paraguariensis (yerba mate), 1911 nucleotides long. The record is from the annotation of a GenBank genome assembly. NCBI's taxonomy places the organism in Eukaryota, Viridiplantae, Streptophyta, Magnoliopsida, Aquifoliales, Aquifoliaceae.
AGAGAGAGAGAGAGAGAGAGAGAGAGAACAAACACUUCAAUGGAAAUUUGCUCUACUUUUACAUACAUCCUGCUCUUUCUCUCUACUCUACUCUUGUACUACUUAUCAAGGAAAGAAAAGAGAAAACAGUCGAAAUUACACAAAGAAAGGGCCAAGCUUCCCCCAGGUUCAAUGGGGUGGCCAUGUAUUGGAGAGACUCUCCAACUCUACUCUCAAGACCCAAAUGCAUUCUUCACCACAAAGCAGAAAAAAUAUGGAGAUAUAUUUAAAACCCACAUACUUGGCUGUCCUUGUGUUAUGCUAGCAAGCCCUGAGGCAGCAAAGUUUGUGCUGGUGACUCAUGCUCACUUGUUCAAACCCACAUACCCAACGAGCAAAGAGAAGAUGAUUGGUCCUUCAGCACUGUUUUUCCACCAAGGAGACUACCAUACUAACCUCCGGAAGCUGGUUCAGAGCUCACUAUCGCCUGAAGCAAUUCGAAAACUAAUUCCCGAUAUUGAAGCAUUAGUCGUUUCCUCCUUGGAAUCAUGGGCCAUCGGGCAAGUCAUCAACACCUUCCGUGAGAUGAAGAAGUUGUCUUUCGAGGUGGGCAUUCUCUCUAUCUUCAGUCACUUGGACAGCAAAUAUAGGGAAGAGCUGAAGGAGAACUACUGCACAGUAGUUAAGGGUUACAAUUCCUUUCCAACAAACCUUCCAGGAUCUGCAUAUCAAAAAGCUUUAACAGCGAGGAAAAGGCUUGGUGAGAUUCUGAGAGAGAUAAUUUGGGAGAGGAAGGAGAAGAAACUAUUGGAAAAGGAUUUGUUGGGUCAUCUACUCAACUUCAAGGAUUCAAAGGGGCAAACUUUAACCGAGGAUCAAAUCUCUGAUAACAUCAUUGGAGUACUGUUUGCUGCUCAAGAUACUACAGCUAGUGUCUUAACAUGGCUUCUCAAAUACCUCCAUGAUCACCCGAAACUUUUAGAGGCUGUUAAAGGUGAGCAAAAGGCAAUUUAUAAAAGAAAUGACAGAGGAAAUCGGCCAUUGACAUGGUCUCAGACUAGAAAUAUGCCACUGACACACAGGGUAAUAUUAGAAAGCUUGAGGAUGGCAAGCAUCAUAUCAUUCACAUUCAGGGAGGCUGUGGUCGAUGUAGAAUAUGAGGGAUACCUUAUUCCAAAAGGUUGGAAGGUGAUGCCAUUGUUCAGGAACAUUCACCACAAUCCUGAAUUCUUCAAUGACCCUCAAAGUUUUGAUCCGUCCAGGUUUGAGGUUGCUCCAAAACCCAAUACAUACAUGCCAUUUGGCAAUGGAGUGCAUGCUUGUCCAGGAAAUGAGCUUGCCAAAUUGGAGAUGCUUGUUUUAGUCCACCAUCUUGUCACCAAGUUUAGGUGGGAAGUUAUAGGUUGUCAAAGUAUGGUUCAAUAUAGCCCAUUCCCAGUCCCUCACAGUGGUCUCCCAGCUAGAUUUUGGAAUGAAUCCAAAAGCCUAGAAGUUUUACCGUAGUAGAAAGAUACAUUCCCAACUUAGAUUAAGUUUUCCAAAAUGUCACCAAACCCUAUGUUUUUUUUCUUAUGGGGUCUCUAUCUCCCUUUUAUUGUCUACUUUCAAUGGUAUCCUUGUGUGUAUUAGUAUUAUUUCUUUAUAAAAUGUGGACUUUGUAAGGACAAUUGUGCCUCAAUUUAUGUAGUUUAAAAACUUUGUUCCCUAUUUCUAACAAUAUGUCAUGUCUCUUCAAAUGCUUCCGUGUUUUUUAAUGUUUUAAAGGGUAAAAACACAUUGGACCUAUUUGGAAGGUGCUGAAAACUUCGGGGCUAUUUGGUUUGUGUUUACAAAACAAUAUUUUGUUCUCAAAUCUCUAAAAAUAAGAGAGAUGCUGUUUGGUUAGUUUUUUAUUAUCCAAUUUUUUGAAAAUUCUAGAAAUUGAAGUGUAAU